AUGUCGUCUCCGCCGCCGCUGGUGAAGCUGAUCGGCUUCUUCGGCAGCCCGUACGCGUUCCGCGCGGAGGCGGCGCUGUGCCUCAAGGGCGUGGCCUACGAGCUCAUCCUGGAGGACCUCUUCGGCACCAAGAGCGACCUGCUGCUCCACCACAACCCCGUCCACAAGAAGGUGCCCGUGCUCCUCCACGGCGACGACAGGGCCAUCUCCGAAUCCCUCGUCAUCGCCGAGUACGUCGACGAGGCCUUCGACGGGCCGCCGCUCCUCCCCGCCGACCCCUACGACCGCGCCACCGCCUGCUCCUGGGCCGACUUCAUCGAGAACAAGCUCACCAAGCCCUUCUUCAUGGCGAUCUGGGUGGAGGAGGGCGACGCGCGGCUGCGACCGGGAUACCUCGACGUCGCCGCCUCCGCGCUUGCGCUCUGGCGCAGCGUCAUCGAGGAGCUCAACGGAGUGACCCUGCUGAGCGAGGACGAGCACCCCAACCUGUGCCGGUGGAGCAGGGACUACUGCGCCUGCGAGGAUCUCAAGCCGUGCAUGCCGGAUCGGGAGAAGCUCCUCGCCUACUUCACCGAGAACUUCGACAGGUACAAGGCGGCCGUCAAUGCGACGUUAUCGCAGUCGCAGCAGUGA
Messenger RNA from Miscanthus lutarioriparius, 633 nucleotides. The record is from the annotation of a GenBank genome assembly. Lineage: Eukaryota; Viridiplantae; Streptophyta; Magnoliopsida; Poales; Poaceae.